AAAAGCGCAGCCACUUGCGGUUCCCGGACAGCCCAGUUAAGAGUUAGAAUUACACCCCUAAGUUCUUCCUCGACCCGCGAAUGGACACGCAGGAAGAAAAAGAAAAAAAAGUCUCGAAAGGAACCUGGAAGUCCUUGAUGCGGCCGAUAGAGGCAUCACUCUUCCGAACAAUCUUUACGGCCGACAUUAUGACGCAGAGGAGGGAGGCGGAGAAAGAACAGCGGGUCAAGGGUAAGAAGGGGCGUGGUGGCGGUAACCACGGUAGCCUCGGCUUUUUCUUAAUUGGGAAGGAAGUAAAGCACGAUGUGGACACGCUAUGGCAGCCGCCGGGGAAGCAGGAUAGAAAGUUGCUACUUUAUCUCAGGGAAAUAAUCUGGAUUCUUUUUCACCAAUGUAACGUAUGAAAACAAUGGGCAGAUGAUAUCAGUUAAAACUGCUUUUGGCAGCUGACUAUCAGACAGCAAGCAACUACGUAAGCAACUGCAAUCCAACUGCAAGGAUUUUUACAGUUCCAUGCACUGGGAAUUAUGUGCAGUAUCUAAGUACUCGGAGUAACUGCAGUUUCUAUGUAAAUCAUUUUAGGAUUUAUAAUAAUGUCUGUUCAUGCCACAGAGAGUGACAUUCCUAGAUUUUUUGUGGGCGGUGAAGAUGGGGAAGAACUUUUGGAUUGUUCCAGAUCUUCCAAUUUUGCCUCCUUCUAUGAUCAGGAUGAUGAUGAUGAAGAGUAUGAUUCUCCACCAGAAAGACAGAUCAUGGUAGGAAUAUGUUCUAUGGCAAAAAAAUCAAAAUCAAAACCAAUGAAUGAAAUCCUUGAACGGCUUUCCAUGUUUAAAUACAUCACAGUAGUGAUAUUUGAAGAAGAUGUCGUUUUGAAUGAACCUGUAGAAAACUGGCCUUUAUGUGAUUGUCUCAUUUCUUUUCAUUCUAAAGGAUUUCCAUUGGACAAAGCAGUUGCCUAUUCUAAACUCAGGAAUCCAUUUGUUAUUAAUGAUUUGAAUAUGCAGUAUCAUAUACAAGACAGGAGAGAAGUUUAUGGCAUCCUUAAAGAUGAAGGCAUUUUACUUCCUCGUUAUGCAGUCCUAAACCGGGAUCCAAAUAAUCCCCAAGAAUGCAAUUUGAUUGAAGGAGAAGAUCAUGUGGAAGUGAAUGGGGAAGUUUUCCAAAAGCCAUUUGUGGAAAAACCAGUUAGUGCAGAGGACCACAAUGUGUAUAUUUAUUAUCCAACAUCUGCCGGUGGGGGAAGUCAGAGGCUCUUUCGGAAAAUUGGUAGCAGAAGCAGUGUUUACUCUCCUGAAAGCAAUGUGAGAAAAACUGGUUCAUACAUCUAUGAGGAAUUCAUGCCUACAGAUGGUACUGAUGUAAAGGUAUACACUGUAGGUCCAGAUUAUGCACAUGCAGAAGCACGUAAAUCCCCUGCUCUAGAUGGCAAGGUGGAGCGUGAUAGCGAAGGCAAAGAAGUGAGGUAUCCAGUGAUACUUAAUGCACGGGAAAAGUUAAUAGCUUGGAAAGUAUGCCUGGCUUUUAAGCAAACAGUUUGUGGAUUUGACUUGUUGCGUGCAAAUGGGCAGUCCUAUGUCUGUGAUGUCAAUGGCUUCAGUUUUGUGAAAAAUUCUAUGAAGUAUUAUGAUGAUUGUGCUAAAAUCCUUGGAAAUAUAGUUAUGAGAGAACUUGCUCCACAAUUUCAGAUCCCUUGGUCUAUACCUUUGGAAGCAGAAGAUAUUCCUAUUGUGCCAACCACCUCAGGAACAAUGAUGGAGCUUAGAUGUGUCAUUGCUGUAAUACGGCAUGGAGAUCGGACACCAAAGCAAAAAAUGAAAAUGGAAGUUAAACACCAAAAGUUUUUUGAUCUUUUUGAAAAAUGCAAUGGGUAUAAGUCUGGGAAAUUAAAGCUGAAAAAGCCUAAGCAGCUACAGGAAGUACUUGAUAUUGCAAGACAGCUCUUAAUAGAGCUAGGACAGAAUAAUGACUCUGAAAUUGAAGAAAACAAAUCUAAACUUGAACAGUUAAAGACUGUGUUGGAGAUGUAUGGACAUUUUUCUGGCAUAAAUCGCAAAGUACAACUGACUUAUCUUCCUCAUGGUUGUCCUAAAACAUCUAGUGAAGAAGAAGAUAACCGCAAACAAGAGCCAUCUCUACUCUUAGUUCUCAAAUGGGGAGGAGAAUUGACACCUGCAGGUAGAGUUCAGGCAGAGGAACUAGGAAGAGCUUUCCGAUGUAUGUACCCAGGUGGACAAGGUGACUAUGCAGGAUUUCCAGGAUGUGGCCUACUUAGAUUGCAUAGUACCUAUCGGCAUGAUCUCAAAAUCUAUGCAUCUGAUGAAGGAAGAGUUCAAAUGACAGCCGCAGCUUUUGCAAAGGGUCUAUUGGCAUUGGAAGGGGAACUUACACCUAUACUUGUGCAAAUGGUUAAAAGUGCUAAUAUGAAUGGUCUAUUGGACAGUGACAGUGACUCUCUUAGCAGCUGCCAACAUCGUGUGAAGGCACGCCUUAAUGAAAUUCUCCAAAGAGAUAGAGACUUUACUUCUGAGGACUAUGAAAAGUUGACACCAUCUGGCAGCAUUUCUCUGAUAAAAUCAAUGCAAGUGAUAAAAAAUCCUAUUAAGACAUGUGAUAAGGUAUAUUUCUUAAUCCAGAGUUUGACAUCUCAAAUCAAACAACGAAUGGAAGAUCCUAAGUUUGCAGAUAUUCAACUUUAUCACAGCGAAACAUUGGAACUAAUGCUGCGUAGAUGGGCCAAGCUUGAAAAAGACUUUAAAACAAAGAAUGGAAAAUAUGAUAUAAGUAAAAUCCCAGAUAUCUAUGACUGCAUAAAAUAUGAUGUUCAGCAUAAUGUCUCUUUAAAGCUAGAAAAUACAAUGGAAUUGUACAGACUGUCAAAGGCAUUGGCUGAUAUUGUGAUCCCUCAGGAAUAUGGUAUUACCGAGGCUGAAAAAUUAGAGAUUGCUAAAGGUUACUGCAAUCCACUAUUGAGAAAAAUUCGGUCUGAUCUUCAGAGGACUCAGGAUGAUGAUACUGUUAACAAACUCCAUCCUUUGUAUUCUAGUGGGGUUAUGUCUCCUGAACGUCAUGUUCGAACUAGGCUGUACUUUACCAGUGAGAGUCAUGUCCAUUCCUUGCUUUCAACUCUUCGCUAUGGUUCUUUAUGUGAUGCAUCAAAAGAUGAACAGUGGAAGAGAGCUAUGGAUUAUCUCAAUGUUGUCAGUGAACUCAAUUACAUGACCCAAAUAGUUAUCAUGCUGUAUGAAGAUCCAAAUAAGGAGGUUUCAUCAGAAGAACGCUUCCAUGUAGAGUUACAUUUUAGUCCAGGAGCAAAAGGCUGUGAAGAAGAUAAAAACUUGCCAUCAGGUUUUGGUUACAGACCUGCUUCACGGGAGAAUGAUGAUUCAAAGCAAACAUCCCGUAGAAAUGAGAAUGAUGAGGACCCCCAUGCUUAUAAAAGAGAUGAAACUGAUCGUUCAAUAAUGCUGUUCAAGCCAAUGGUGUCAGAUCCAAUUCAUAUACAUAGGAAAUCACCUCUUUCAAGACCCAGGAAAAUGGGUUCAGCAGAAGCACCAUCAGAAAAUAAUAGUCUUUUUCGACCUCCAAGAACAAUUGUGGAACAAAAGACCAGUGCUAUAGGGUCUCACUGUGCGAGCCUGUUUAGCACCUCGGUGCUCGGGGGGUCUUCAAGUGCACCCAAUCUACAGGAUUAUGCUCGUACUCAUCGUAAAAAGCUGACUACUUCUGGCUGCAUAGAUGCUGGUUUGAAUUUCAGGUACCUGUUUUUCUCUUUCUCAGACACCACACGUGGUUCUGCUGUUAAAAGGUUUUCUAUCACAUUUGCUCGACACCCAACCAAUGAGCAUCCAGACCUCUAUAGGUGCUGGUCGGUUUCCUCUGAGGAAUUUCUAGGCUCCAGUGGUAUGUCUUUAUAGCUUUCAAAUGUAAGAUGGCAGGCUGGCUUUCUGUUGCUGCGCUAACUCUUUCAUUGUCUUCCAUGUUGAGAUAUAAAUAUGUAUUGCAAUAAAAAUUACCCUAGAACUAUUGUUUAAUUAAAGCUGGGCUUGUUUUAAAGAUAUUAACUUAAGAAGGAAGUUUUCUUUUUUCCUUUUCACCGAAUCAGCCUCUUAGGAAAUAUCUAAAAACAUUUGAUAAUUAGAUAAUAGAACUGCUAAAGGUUGAGUGUAUGUGUGACUACUUAGUCCCCACUGUAUAGCCAAGGAGAGACACUAAUUUUAAUACAAUUUUCCUAUACAUUUUUCCAAGGUACUGAUAUUUAAGCAUUUGGAUAGGCAUGAACUCUUUAAGUCAAAAAAUAGUUUGUUAUUAUAUUCCUUCUUGUAAUCCUGGAGUUGUGCUUAUAGAUUUUUCUCUGGUAAAGAAAAGCUGCAGUUCUUGUGGAAUUUACUGUAAUGCAAAGAAAGGGUUUGCGCUUGCCUGCAUGUAUACUGUUGUAGUUUAUUUUACCAAGCGUUAAACACAAUUAAUUUGAAUUAUACCUAGAAACUUAAUUGCUACGAUUAAAACAACUGCCCAAAUAUCCGUAAUAAAUAUUACUUUACAUAUGAAAUAUUAUAGGUUUAAAAAAAUUAAGGAGACAAAAGUGGUAUUGAAAUCAUUGAGAGAUUGUGAGUUAAAAUUAAUAUUACAUUUUAAAUGUGUCCUUGAAGAACUACUUCAGUUACAAUCCUGUUUUUGAAAUAAAAUGCCUUGAAAAUAAUUUGGCAAUCUAAAUUGAAUGAAAUAGUUUUGUUCUUUAAACAAUCUAAUAUAUGGACAUCAUUUUGUGGGGCACUGUCACAAUCAGUUCAUGAAACUCCUUCAAAUCUCUCAUAUAUGUCUGUAUGUAUACAUACCCACACAAUCAAAUAUAUAUUUGUUUGGUUAAGUUUUCUUACUCUAGUACUUGAAUACUAGAAUACCUGUAGUUUUGUCUAAUUUUUUGUAUAAUUAAUGAGGCAGGUAUUAUUUUAAUAUGUUAUUAAAUAUCUUGCAUGUUGAUGUUUUAUGAAAGGAGUUUCUUAAAUUUUAACUCAGAAUUGUAUACUUUAAAAUCUUCCAAAUUAUUUUCCUAUUUAGGUGGGAAACACAGUUUCAUUGGUUAUAGAAAUAAUCUUAGCAUAUAUUGCAACAUUAACUUAACUAAUUCUUAAAUAGGGCUUCUGCUAAAAUGCAUAUAUAUGUGAUUGUAAUUACAGCUGUGUAAGUGAUGGUUAAACUACUGUCUAAUUUAAAUAUGCAUGUUCUGUUAAGUUUAUAUAGAAUUAUGAGCUUCAUGUGAAAUACCCACUGGUUAUUUGGUCUAAGUAUUAUUUUAGUUUGUGAAGUGGUGAUUGUAUUUAUAUUCAAUGUAUUUAUAUAUAUAUUUGAGUGAGAGCCAGAGUGAUUUUUGGCUAUUCUUUAUUCUCAUGUUUGACAUGUACUAUCUCUGAAAAUUUACAUUGUAAAAUCAGGCAAAAUUUUGGAGCUAUUUUUGAUGAGAACAAAGAUUUGUCAAAAUCAGAAGUUUGCUGUGUUGAAAAGUAUUUCAUUACACAUGGCCUAGGGUUCUUGUUUUUCUCUAUUGUAGCUUUAAAGUUCUGUGGAUCACGUUACUAUCCAAAAAAUAAUUCAGUGCUUCUGGGCUUUUAUGGUGAAAAUCUGUGAGUUUUUCUUUU
This is a messenger RNA of Notechis scutatus (mainland tiger snake), 5636 nucleotides long. NCBI's taxonomy places the organism in Eukaryota, Metazoa, Chordata, Lepidosauria, Squamata, Elapidae. The record is from RefSeq and is a predicted model, not a curated record.